Colletotrichum higginsianum IMI 349063 is the source of this 1410-nucleotide messenger RNA. Its product is annotated as Duf89 domain-containing protein. Gene Ontology annotation, cellular component: cytoplasm; nucleus. The record is from RefSeq and is a predicted model, not a curated record. Lineage: Eukaryota; Fungi; Ascomycota; Sordariomycetes; Glomerellales; Glomerellaceae. Gene Ontology annotation, molecular function: phosphatase activity. The transcript is spliced from 6 exons. Gene Ontology annotation, biological process: DNA damage response. The coding region runs from base 1 to 1410 and encodes 469 amino acids.
AUGCCUGCUCCUUACUCUACCGGCGACAAGACGUCCUUUGGCUGGGUCACCGCCCGCGAGCGCUGGCCUGUCAUCAUUACCCAGGCCAUCGACGACCUCUACCGAUCCGUCACGCAGACCAAAGACGCCGAGAAGGAAGCCGAGGGCAAGGCGAUUAUUGAGCAGAUUGCCCGCCUCAAAUACGAGGUCCAACACGACCGGCCGUUGACGCCGAUCGACGACGACGGAUACCCCGAUGUCAGCAUCUACAAUGAGGAGCUGAAGAAGCUCGGCUCGCCCACAUGGCUCAAUGUGCCCUGGCUGUACUGCGAGUGCUACCUGUUCAGACGUAUCAGCACGCACUUUGCCAAGUCCACACACUGGAAGAACUACGACGUCUUUGCGCGCCAGAAGAUCAGCACAUUCCGCUCUUCCCGCCCCGCCGUGCUCGAGCUGGCCUCCAAGUACAAGGAGCUGGUGGAGCAGCUCCAAAAGAACAAGGGCGGCGCCGCUCAGGACGACGAGGCCGAGAAGCUCCUCUUCACCGAGAUGUGCGAGAUCUGCCUGUGGGGUAACGCGACGGACCUGUCGCUGCUGACGAGCUUGACGUAUGAGGAUAUCCAGAAGCUGCAGGGAUCCGAGGCCCGCAAGGCUUCCGAGAAGAACAUCAUCGCCAACGACCUGCCCGCCGUCUACGACCUGCUGAAGAAGGCCAAGGCCGAAGGCAAGAAGGAGCGCCGCAUCGACAUCGUCCUCGACAACGCCGGCUUCGAGCUCUACGUCGAUCUGAUCCUCGCCGGAUACCUCUUGUCGGCCGGUCUGGCGACAAACGUCGUCCUGCACCCCAAGUCGAUCCCGUGGUUCGUUUCCGACGUGCUGCCCGGCGACUUUGCGCAACUGCUCAGCGCCAUCGCGAACCCCAAGCCCUUUUACGAGACGCCCUCGGAAGACGAGGAGCUUCAGAACAAGAAGCCGGAGCCCCUCUCGGACUCGGACGCCGGCAACCUGUCGUUCCUGUUCCAGGAAUGGAGCCAGUUCCACGCCGAGGGACAGCUCAUCCUCCGGCCCAACCGGUUCUGGACGCACCCCGGCCCCUUUUGGCAGCUGCCCGAAGAGGCCAAGGACCUCUACGAGGACCUCAAGGCCAGCGAGGUCGUCAUCUUCAAGGGCGAUCUCAACUACCGCAAGCUGACGGGUGAUGCGAAAUGGGACGCCGCGACGCCAUUCACCGAAGCCCUCCAGAACCUCGGCCCCGGGUCCGGCCUCAACAUCCUGGCCCUCCGCACCUGUAAGGCGGACGUGGUCGUCGGUCUCCAGCCCGGCGAAGACGAGAGGCUGCUUGCCACCGAGGGCGGCGGUGGUGACUCUGGCUCGCGUAAGUGGGCGUGGAGCGGCAAGUGGGCUGUCGUGUCCUUCUCAGGCGGCAAAUAA